AUGGCUGCGACUGUCGAGUACAAUGGCACGACUGGCACCGCCGACGCGGGCUACUCUACCCACGCCGACGACCUCAAUGUCUUUUACGACACUGGCCACAUGACCUUCAUCGUCAUCUCCUCCGUCCUGGUGCUGCUCAUGAUUCCCGGCGUGGGCUUCUUCUACAGCGGCCUCGCGCGCCGCAAGUCGGCCCUGCAGCUCGUCCUUCUCUCCAUGCUGUCCGUUGCCGUCAUUGGCUUCCAGUGGUUCUUCUGGGGCUACUCGCUCACCUUCUCGCGCACCGGCAACGCGUUCCUCGGCGAUCUGUCCCAGUUUGGCCUGAUGAAAACACUCGCGCAGCCUAACGGCGGCGACGCAACGCCUGAUAUCCUCUUCUGCCUCUACCAGGGCAUGUUUGCCGCCAUAACACCUGCCCUUGCUAUCGGCGCCGUCGCCGACCGCGGCCGCAUGCUCCCCGCCAUCGUCUUCAUGUUCAUCUGGUCGACCGUCGUCUACGACCCCAUUGCCUACUGGACCUGGAACGCCAAGGGCUGGCUCAUGACCCUCCCCUCGUACGACUUCGCCGGCGGCGGCCCCGUGCACGUCGCCUCUGGCGCCUGCGCCCUCGCCUACAGCCUCAUGCUCGGAAAGCGCGCCGGCUAUACCUCCAACCAGGGUCUGCCGUACCGCCCCCACAGCGUCACCAACGUCCUCCUCGGCACUGUCUUCCUCUGGGUCGGGUGGUUCGGUUUCAACGGCGGCUCCGCGCUCGCCAUGAACAUCCGCGCCAUCAUGGCCUGCUAUGUCACUCACCUCGCCGCCUCCUGCGGCGGCAUCGUCUGGGUCUUGCUCGACUACCGCCUCGAGCGCAAGUGGAGCACCAUUGGCUUCUGCUCCGGUGCUAUUGCGGGACUGGUGGCGAUUACGCCGGCCGCGGGCUUCGUGCCGAGCUGGGCAGCGGUCGUCAUCGGUGUCGUCGGCGCCCUGUGCUGCAACUUUGCGACCAAGCUCAAAUUUCUGGUUGGCAUUGACGACGCGCUGGACAUCUUUGCCGUGCACGGCGUCGGCGGCAUUGUCGGCAACCUUCUCACUGGCAUCUUCGGAGCAUCGUACAUUGCCAACCUCGAUGGCACCGAACACGCGCCGAUUGGCUGGAUCGAGGGCAACUGGGUGCAGCUUGGCUACCAGCUGGCGGGCACCUGCGCCUCCUUUGGCUGGUCCUUUACCAUGUCGUGCAUCAUCCUCUUCCUCAUGAACCUGAUCCCCGGCAUGUCGCUGCGCGUCAACGCCGCGGACGAGGACGUCGGCAUCGACGACGCGCAACUCGGCGAGUUCGCAUACGACUACGUCGAGCUGAAGCGCAACUUCAACGACAUGGGCAUGGUGAGCGACGAUUCCGCGUCGAGCAGCACGGAAAAGGUGGCGAGGGUUGUCUGA
Akanthomyces muscarius is the source of this 1416-nucleotide messenger RNA. RefSeq lists its product as uncharacterized. Bases 1 to 1416 code for a protein of 471 amino acids. Gene Ontology annotation, biological process: ammonium transmembrane transport. Lineage: Eukaryota; Fungi; Ascomycota; Sordariomycetes; Hypocreales; Cordycipitaceae. The record is from RefSeq and is a predicted model, not a curated record. Gene Ontology annotation, cellular component: plasma membrane. Gene Ontology annotation, molecular function: ammonium channel activity. The transcript has 4 exons.